AUGGCCGACAAACUCCGCGCACAGCAACAGCUCGAAGCGCUCCAAGCGCGGUAUAUUGGUAUCGGCAGCGCAGACACUACGAAACACGAAUGGACAUCCAACAUUGCGCGUGACUCUCUGUCGAGCUACGUCGGACAUCCGCCUCUUCUGCAGUACAUGAGCAUCGGACUGGGACAACCGCGCGAGAAAACCAGACUACAACUUUUGGAGAGAAUGGUUAGGCCUGUCGGACCGCCGCCUGAGCAGCAAGACUGA
Messenger RNA from Bipolaris zeicola 26-R-13, 255 nucleotides. RefSeq lists its product as uncharacterized. NCBI's taxonomy places the organism in Eukaryota, Fungi, Ascomycota, Dothideomycetes, Pleosporales, Pleosporaceae. Gene Ontology annotation, cellular component: precatalytic spliceosome; U2 snRNP. The coding region runs from base 1 to 255 and encodes 84 amino acids. Gene Ontology annotation, biological process: mRNA splicing, via spliceosome. The transcript has 2 exons. The record is from RefSeq and is a predicted model, not a curated record.